This is a messenger RNA of Acanthopagrus latus (yellowfin seabream), 3932 nucleotides long. Its product is annotated as cadherin-related family member 1. Bases 708 to 3299 code for a protein of 863 amino acids. NCBI's taxonomy places the organism in Eukaryota, Metazoa, Chordata, Actinopteri, Spariformes, Sparidae. The record is from RefSeq and is a predicted model, not a curated record. Gene Ontology annotation, biological process: homophilic cell-cell adhesion. The transcript has 21 exons. Gene Ontology annotation, molecular function: calcium ion binding; cadherin binding. Gene Ontology annotation, cellular component: catenin complex; plasma membrane.
UUGAUGGACAGCUGUGGAGUAUGACGCAUGUCCCGCCUACAAUUCACCGGAUUGGAUAAGCCCGCCCUCCUGCUAACCAAUCAAAAGUAACGCUACAGAGGGGACUUCCUAUGUACGCACGUACAAACGUCAAGUACGCUCAACAGUUAUGCUGAAUAGCUGCCGAUGAAAGAUAGCCCCAGCCAUACCCCAGCAAACAUCUCACAGAGUACCUGCCUUCCUGCUCUGAGUUUUCACAAAAGUCAGAUUCCAUGUUUUAUAGGAGCUGCUCUGUCCUGCAGCAAGUCUCCAAUGAUGAACCUACCCACCUGCCUGAUGAACUUGUACUUCAGAGCAAUGAGACCUCCAGUUUUCUGCCAUGGUGUUUACUCUGAGGCUGCCAAAGGAGGAAGGAGAGGGGAUUCAUUUGUCCCAAGAGGUGUGAUGAUCGCCACGUCUCGUGUGAAAAAAAAACCCCGAGCCCCCUCGCCAUCCUCGUGCAGGUUAUUCCAGGAGAGGAGUCGUUGUGCGAGGAGCAGUGUGGCAAGAGAUGUCUUUUGCGGAGGGGAAGGGAUGCGUCACUGGAUUAGUGCCUGAGAAUCUGUCCCAGCCUCCCUCCUCCUGAGCUGCUGAGACGCCUCCAAGAAGGGGCACGACACUCGCUGCUCGCUUUCCCCCUCCACACAAGCCUUCCACAUGAUCCAGCCAAGCCUUACCUCCCCACCAGGAUGAAGAAAGAAAAGAACGCUCUGCUGUUUCUCCUCCUGAUCCACUUCAGCUUGGCAAGACAAUCAGACUAUGCUCCAUAUUUUUACGAUAAUGGACCCAGCAGUACAAACGGCAACAUGGCCCUGUUCAGCAUCUCCGAGGAUACACCAGUUGGGACACAGGUAUACAUCCUGAACGGCACAGAUCCAGAGGGAGACCCUGUACGAUACGGUCUGACCUUCGAACAGAGCUCCAAGGAAUAUUUCAGGGUGGACUCCAAAUCGGGAAACGUGACUCUGGUUCAGGAGCUCGACAGAGAGAAACAAGCGGAAAUCUCAGUGACUGUGAGCAUAACGGACGGUCGCAAUAAAGUUGUUGAGACUGUGCGAGUGUUUGUCACCGAUGCCAACGAUGAACCACCUGAGUUUCAAAACCUGCCUUUCAUCAUUGACGUCCCAGAGAAUACGACUUCAGGAAGCAGCAUCUACAGAGUCCAAGCGCUGGAUAAAGACAUGGGCUCAGGUGGCAGCGUCUCAUAUUAUCUACAGACGUCGCCGUUCGCCAAGUUCACCAUCGACGGGCACAGCGGCAUCCUCAGAGUCAAGCCUGGAGAAUAUUUAGACUUCGAGACCACGCCCACCCACUUUGUGACCGUGGUUGCAAAGGAUGGAGGUGGAAAGUACAAGGGGAAGCACCAGGUGUUGACCUCCACAGCCACCAUAACGGUCAAUGUAAUUGACUCCCAGGACAUGCCCCCGUCCUUCAUAGGAACUCCUUACUUUGGCUACGUCUAUGAAGUGUCCGUUCCCGGCUCUGAAAUAUUCACUGUGUACGCUAAAGAUGGAGACCAAGGCAACCCGAACCCAAUACAUUACUCCAUUAUGAAUGGCAGCGAUGGUGUGUUUGAGAUAAACAGCACCAGCGGAUGCAUCACCCUGACAACGUAUCCGUCUCUGCUGAAGAACGAGUUGUAUGAGGUUAAAGUCAAGGCGUCUGAGGUAGGACCAGGCAAUAAGCUACUCGACUACGACAUCACCAUGGUGACGGUCCGGGUGGUGGAUCUCAACAACCAUCCUCCGACCUUCUACGGAGAGAACGGCCCGCAGAGCAAGUUCGAGGUCACCAUGUACGAGCACCCUCCAGCUGGGGAGAUCCUCCGAGGCUUCAAGAUCACCGUCAAUGACUCCGACCAGGGUGCAAACGCUAAAUUCAAACUGAGACUCGUAGGGCCGAGUCGAGUGCUGCGAGUGGUCCCACAGACGGUGCUCAAUGAAGCGCAGGUCACCAUCAUCGUGGAAGACACAUCUGGCAUCGACUAUGAAAAGGGACCGACCCUUUCUUUUAAGCUGCUGGCAGUGGAGAUCGACACUCCGGAGCGGUUCAGCGCCGUGGCCGACAUCGUCAUCAACCUGCUGGACACGAACGACAAUGUCCCCAAGUUCACGUCCGAGUACUACAUCGCCCGAAUCCCUGAGAACUCUGCCGGAGGCUCCAGCGUUGUGUCUGUAACGGCAAAUGAUCCAGAUUCGGGGCCUUGGGGGGAAGUCAAAUACACGAUUUAUGGAUCAGGAUCAGAUUUGUUUACCAUCCACCCGUCAACGGGCGUCAUCUCCACGCAGCCCUGGACCACCCUGGACGCAGAGGUCAGGUCUAAAUACAACUUUUACGUCAAGGCUCAAGAUUCGGAGGGGAAGUACAGCCUGGCGGAAGUCUUCGUCACCGUCAUCGACAUGAACGACCACCCGCCGGAAUUUGUUGAAGAACUCCUGGAAAAGACGAUGAUUAUUGGUACACCUGUCAGAGUGGAGGCAGUGGACGAGGACGCGGAGUCUCCAAACAACGUCAUCGAGUACUCCAUCAUGACAGCUGAUCCCGACAACGCGUUUGAUAUCGACCCCGACACUGGCGAGAUCCUUCUGAAGCCGUACAUCAAGUCCAUGGAGAUCGUGCAGAACAUCACCAAGCAGAAGGACUGCAAGUGGUCUCUGGUGGUCCAGGCCAGGGACAGAGGCUCGCCGUCUUUCAGCACGACAGCCGUGGUCAACAUCGACAUCACGGAGGCGACUCCUCUCAAGGGGCCUAUGGCGGCCUUUUUAAUGAAAAGUAGGGACAAUCCUAUGAAAGCGCUAGGCAUGGUCACUGUUAUCAUUAGCUUACUGGUAGGGGUGACGGUCUUGAUCUCUACAGCUAUGUACAUGCGGAACUCAAAGUCAAACAGGAUCACGCCAGCACGUCGCAUCAUUAAGAGGCGACCCAGGGACCAGCAGCCGCUGUCCUGGACCUUCAGGAUGCCCAUUAUCAAAUUCCACGACCCUGCAGACAAGUUCCUCAUCAGCAACCCAGAGAGCAGCGUGCAGCGGGGCACCAGCACCCCCCGGCCCAAACCUCCACCUCCUAGCGCUCCUUGUCUUCCCCCUCCACCGCCAUCUAACAUACGGCCCAGCGAGAGGCCACGGGCGGUCCCAACAAUAUCCGGUGCGCUGGCCUGCAAAAGCUCCAAGAAACCGAAAUCCACUCGGCGCAAAGAGGGAAAUAUCAGCUCUGCUUUAGUGUCAGAGCUUAAAAUGAAGCUGGAGCAGAAAAUCAACGAGAGCAACCAAGGUUAUUAUUAACUUUUAUCAAUCAAACCUCUUGUUUAAGAUUCCAUGCUCCAUUAUUUGACGGUUCAUCCGCUGUCUGAGGGGUGUCACCUGAACUUCACGUGAUGAUCUGGUGGGGCGGGCCUGCCUGUAGGUUGUUGUAAACGUUAUGAGAAGUGUUAACAGGAAGGUUUACAGAUAUUUAUGUCUUAACACGAGGCUCCACUGCAUCCUCGGCUGACCCGGAGAGAGCUCGAGUCUGUCACUGGUGCAGUCAAAGAUAAAUUCCCACACUGCCAUCUUGAGGAAGAUUAUCUUCACACCACUGUAGAUUGUCCAGGGAGAGGAUUACUCAGACUAUGUAUAUAUAAAUUGCAUAACGUCCCUGAAAGUGUAAAGCUCGCGACUCUGUAAUGUCUGCAACACAAAACCUAGGAUUCGCCCAUCAAAUCCUACUAAAAACAAAACAGUUCGUCCCACUCAGCUGAAAGACACAGUCAUGAAAAACAACACCUGCUUCGUAAAAAGUGCUAAAAGACCCAUGUGUUAAUAUUUUUACUGUGUUACAUCAGCCGCCGGAAGCUCUUUUGUAUGAUUACAAUGUGCCACUGUAGGUUCUCACAGCAACACAAGCUAACAGAGUCGCUUUAAUUUACUUGAGCGGGU